UCUACUAUAAAGCUGGAUGUCGCUGGGAUGGUCGACAAAGCGGAAAAAGACUGGACUUGGAGCAGACAAAGUUUCACAAUGGAGUUUUGCAUAUUAGCGCUCUUUACACUUUUCUCCUCGUUUUACAACGUGUUGGCGCUGGCACCUAAAGGCGCGUGUCUCCUUCAAGUGGACGAGGGACCUUGCAGAGGAGAGAUCGAGCGCUACCACUACAACACUAUCACCCAAAAAUGCGAGAUUUUCUACUAUGGCGGGUGCCAAGGGAAUGCCAAUAACUUCAGGAGUUACCAGGAGUGCCAUAAGACAUGUUUCAGAAUACCAAAAAUUCCCCAAAUCUGCAGGUUUCCUAGAAAUGAGGGACCCUGCCGGGGCCUCUUUCACCGUUACUUCUUCAAUAUGACCACCAUGCAGUGUGAACCCUUCUCCUACGGUGGCUGCCAGGGCAAUUCCAAUCGCUUCCAUGACCUCACCACUUGCAAGGAGUACUGCAACCCACGAAAAAAUGUUCCCGUGCUCUGCCUGGACCCUGUGGACAAAGGGAAGUGUUCGGCCUCCAUUCCUCGGUAUUUCUACAACACAGCCACCAAGAUGUGCGAGGAGUUCAUCUACUCAGGCUGCGGAGGGAGCAGCAACAACUUUGUGUCGAGGCAGAGCUGCAUGGACGUGUGUGCCAAAGGAAGGAAAAAACACACAAGCCAAGGAAAAGGCCGUCGCAUGAGACGGAAUAGAUAUAAUCGCAUCACUUUCUUGCAGGCAUAGACGUCUGACACUCAGGGACUCUCACUUGGACAAGCCCUUAUUGGAAACUCACAUUAUAUAAACUGACUUUGUUUUGUUCUGAAAAUGACGACCAGCUCUUCCUUGUUGUUCGCGGAUGAGCUUUAGUGGCACAUAUACACAUCCACUGUAUUUGUAAUGCUUUAUGAGCAAAUGUGAUUUUCACUGUAUGCUGUCGAUGAAGUUUGUUACUACUGCACUAAUGUUCUUUAUUGUGUGUUUUGAUACUGUAAAUGUAUUUUUUUUGUAUAAGAAACACCUUAUGAUCCUGUGAUCCUUUAUAUUUACCUGUUUUAUAAGGACAUUUUUUAUAAAGAAAUAUAGUUUUAUGAAA
Molecule: messenger RNA, 1111 nt
Organism: Epinephelus moara (kelp grouper)
Lineage: Eukaryota; Metazoa; Chordata; Actinopteri; Perciformes; Serranidae
Gene: tfpi2
Product: tissue factor pathway inhibitor 2
Exons: 5
Coding region: 28-759 (243 amino acids)
Molecular function (GO): serine-type endopeptidase inhibitor activity
Source: RefSeq, a predicted model, not a curated record